Molecule: messenger RNA, 1680 nt
Organism: Owenia fusiformis
Lineage: Eukaryota; Metazoa; Annelida; Polychaeta; Sabellida; Oweniidae
Source: the annotation of a GenBank genome assembly
AGUGGGAAAUGCCCUGAUGAUUGCCUUAUGGGGAGAACAUACCCCUUCACCAAUGCACUCAAUGCACUUUGGUUGGAGAGCCGGUGCAUUUUUGGCCCCAAUGAUUGCAUAUCCAUUCCUCUCUGGGCGUUUAGAGGUUCCCAUAUUGGUCAACUCAACAUUGAACAACACAACAGAAGCGACGAUUGUAAAUGGAACAAGAAUUAUAUUAACUGAGUCAAAGAUUAUCUACCCUUAUAUGAUCACAGGUGGUCUCGGGGUACUGAUUUCAUUUGUCUAUCUUGGGUUUUUCCUUGCGCCACGCCCUGAUGGUAUGAGAUUCACCAACACAGCAAAGAGUAGACGACUGAAACAAUUCCUGUCACCUGCAUCAUGUGCUGGUGGUAACUUAAGAUUUGGUACACUAAUGAUGAUCUGUCUUACCCUUUAUUACUUAUUCAAUGAUAUAGUAGGCAAUGUCUUUGGCAAUUUCCAAACAGCUGUUGCAACAAAAAGUUUAAAUAUGACAAAACAGGAAGCUGCACUCUUAAACAGCGCAUCAAGUGGAACUGCUCUAGCGACACAGUUUCUGAUGAUCUUUCUAGCAAAAUAUGUCCCGAUGCCUGUGCUAGUCUUCAGCGAGGUGCAUGGUAUUUUAGCAGUUAGCAUUGCUGCUUUUUUCUUCGUCCUAAACAACAUCCUGGGCUUCACGAUCUUGAGUUGCGCGUUUCGAUUCUUCAGCGCUGCAUUCUGGGCCGGAGGCAUGGCAUGGGCAGAAAAUUACAUUGACAUCACUGGAGCGGCUAUCAUGUUGUGGAACAUAGGUUCAGGGGUAGGAGGUGUGUUUACAUACCUGAGUGGCUAUCUAUUCAGUAAUCAUGGGGUUAGUGCUAUCCUAUGGCUAGAUCUAUCUAUUGCAAUUUUGGUGUGCUUACUGUUAUAUAUUACACAAUGCAUCAUGUCCCGACAUGGACCUAAGAGAAGGAAAGACUAAUUCAUUUUCUCUGAUGAACAUUUUGACCUUUAUUACUUAGAUUAUUAACUGGGAACAGACAUCCAGAGAAAGUACCUCAAAAUAUACAGUGCUCCAUACUCAGCAGUUGCUAUACUAAAAGGUACAUAUUAACUUAUUAAAAAAUGUGUUUGCACCCUGUGAAAAGGAUGAUAGAGUUACAUCAAAAAGUGUAAUAAUAAUGCUUGAAAGCCCACUAUACUUAGCAAAUAAAGAUAAAAUAAUCAUUGAAACAUGUUACUCACACACUCAAUCAAAUAUGAUACAAAGCUUGAUUUGCAUAAAUGUUGAACAGAGAAAAAAUAACUCAAGUAUGAAACGGCAUUUGAAGCUCAGAGAUCCUUAGUAGGGUGUGCACAUUUUUGACAAAAUGCAUGUUUUAAGUAACUCUUGAUUGAAAAGAUGGCAACACUUUUAUAAAAUAAAUAAAUGAAUAAAUCAUGUGAUACAAAUAAAUUUAAAUGAGACUGUAUCAUGCAUCGAAGUAUUUACAUUUCAAAUACAAGUAUCAAAAAGUCCCUGAUGCUACUGGUUGUGUAAGUAGAGAUCCCAGUUAAUUAGCAUUGAACUCUCACAGGCAACUUAUGCUUGAUAGCCAUGUAUCUGGUCUAGGGUUACAAAGGUCAAUUGACUUAUCCGUUUUAAAAGGCCACCAUACAUUAUUCAAAUGUCGUUGGUUGUUGGCAAUG